Lepidothrix coronata (blue-crowned manakin) is the source of this 1308-nucleotide messenger RNA. RefSeq names its product histone-lysine N-methyltransferase SETMAR. Gene Ontology annotation, cellular component: nucleus. Lineage: Eukaryota; Metazoa; Chordata; Aves; Passeriformes; Pipridae. The transcript has 2 exons. The record is from RefSeq and is a predicted model, not a curated record. Gene Ontology annotation, molecular function: zinc ion binding; protein binding; histone methyltransferase activity. Bases 3 to 863 code for a protein of 286 amino acids.
CCAUGGCGGAGCUGAGCGGCGGCAGCGAGCCCGUGGCGGUGCCGCUGUGGCCGCCCGGGGAGAGCCCGCCGGGCUUCCAGUACAGCCCGGACAGCGUGGCCGGGGCAGACGGGGAGAUCGACCCCACCGAGAUCACCUUCCCGGGAUGUUCCUGCCGGAGCAGCUCCUGCGCGGCCCCCGAGUGCUCCUGCCUGGGCCGCGGUGACAACUACAGCGGGCCGUGCCUGCGGGGGGCAGAGCAGGAGGGCUUUGCCAGGCCCGUGUUCGAGUGCAACGCCCUGUGCCAGUGCGGCGAGUCGUGCCCCAACAGGCUGGUGCAGCGGGGGCUGCGGCUGCGGCUCCAGGUGUUCCGCACCCCCAGGAAGGGCUGGGGCGUCCGCGCGCUGGAGCCCAUCCCGCGGGGCACCUUCGUCUGUGAGUACGCUGGGGAGGUGCUGGGCAUGGCCGAGGCACGCAGGAGAGUCCAGGCCCAGAGCCCCCAGGAUUCCAACUACAUCAUAGCAGUGAGGGAGCACCUGCACGACGGGCGGGUCCUGCAGACCUUCGUGGACCCCACGCGCGUGGGGAACGUGGGCAGGUUCCUGAACCACUCCUGUGAGCCAAACCUGUUCAUGGUGCCCGUCAGGGUGGACUCCAUGGUGCCCAGGCUGGCACUGUUUGCAGCCACUGACAUUCCUGCUGGAGAGGAGCUGUCCUUUGAUUAUUCUGGGAGGUUCCAUAAUUCACCGGGAAGCAGCAGAGAACACAAACCUUUGGAGGAGGAUAACAGACUGAGAAAGCCCUGCUACUGUGGUUCCCCCACGUGUGCUUCCUUCUUACCUUGGGACAGCUCCCUCUUUUCCACACCAGACAGUUCUCCAUAGCCUUUCAGCCUCAAGCUUACCUAGAAAAUUGGAUUUUCUCUAGUAGUUAAAUUGCUGUUAAAUAAAACUCUGUGUUCCAACAAGGAAGCCCAUGUGGGUUUGAGUAGCAGCUAAAAGAUAAGGCUUUGAGAAUAAUUUCAUGCAACAUCCUGAAGCCUUUUCAAGGUAGAUGAUACAGGGGAUUAUUGGAGCUUCAUGAUGGUCCAAAAUCAGUUACUAAGCCAGGUCUAGUGUUUCUGUCUUGUUUUCCUCUGACAGAUUGGUGUCUAUUAAAGCAGCUCUCAGUUUGAGAGAAACCUUCUUUCAGAAAGAAUUUGUACCUUUAACACUUGUACGUGGAAAGGAUGUGUGAUAACAGCAAGAAAAGUCACUGAAAAUUACACCAGAAAAUGACACCAGAGAAUCCUGACAUUUGCAAUAAAGGCAUUUGGUUUCUUAAAACUCA